AUGUCUCGAUCUGGCUUGGCUGUCAAUGCACCUCGUGAUGCACCAAAAUUACUUUCAUUAUUGAAUUCAACACUUUCUUCAUCACACGAAUUAGUACGAUCACUAUCGAUUGUCUCACAACCUUCAACUUCCUUGCUUAAACCGAUCAAGAGAAAUUUAACAACAGUAGCAGCUGGAAUAUCGGCAUUACAAGAUGAACAGAUCAUAUUGGAACAAGAAGGUAAACGAUCAAAAGUAUCCCUAGAGGAAGUCAGAAGGAAAGAAGAUGAAUUGAUUGAGGUAAAAGGUGCUUGGGAUCGAUUAUGUGAAGUGUUGAAUAAACAUGAAACUACUGCCGAACUAUUAACAGAUGUGAAGGAAAACCAUCCAAACCUAUUUGAAGCAAUCCAGACAAAAGCUGCCACAAUUGAAACAAUAUCGCCAUACAGAGAUGAUCCAGCACACAAACAGUCCAAUCCAUACGCAAUAGAAGAAGAAGAGGAUGGAAGAAGCAAUGCAGAACUACUACAAUCACAACAGCAACAGAUGGCAAGUCAGGAUAAUCAACUCGAUCACUUAUCUGCUAGUAUCGGAAGACAACAUCACUUGAGCUUACAGAUGAACGAAGAGCUUGAGACACAUGCUACCCUGUUGGAUGAGAUGGACAGAGAUGUGGAAAAUACAGGUGCAAGACUGGGAAGGGCGUCCAGAAGGCUAGAUCAAUUCACAAACAGCCUAAAAGAGCAUGGUUCUACAUGGACAAUCUUUGUGCUAAUCAUCAUCCUUGUCAUGCUAAUAGCCAUUUUCAAGUAG
Meira miltonrushii is the source of this 792-nucleotide messenger RNA. RefSeq names its product snare-domain-containing protein. The record is from RefSeq and is a predicted model, not a curated record. NCBI's taxonomy places the organism in Eukaryota, Fungi, Basidiomycota, Exobasidiomycetes, Exobasidiales, Brachybasidiaceae. The transcript is spliced from 3 exons. Gene Ontology annotation, cellular component: SNARE complex; endomembrane system. Bases 1 to 792 code for a protein of 263 amino acids. Gene Ontology annotation, molecular function: SNARE binding; SNAP receptor activity. Gene Ontology annotation, biological process: intracellular protein transport; vesicle fusion.